Messenger RNA from Colletotrichum destructivum, 729 nucleotides. RefSeq lists its product as uncharacterized. The transcript has 3 exons. Bases 1 to 729 code for a protein of 242 amino acids. The record is from RefSeq and is a predicted model, not a curated record. NCBI's taxonomy places the organism in Eukaryota, Fungi, Ascomycota, Sordariomycetes, Glomerellales, Glomerellaceae.
AUGCGGUCCUUCACUCUGGUGCUGCUCGGCGUUGCUGCUCUUUGCAACGCCGCGCCUCAGUUCGGGAUAGGGGACGGCUCGACGAUCCUCCUGCCGGGCGUUGGAACCCCUCCUGCGAACACAGGUAGCCCUAUCCUGCUUCCUCCCAUCAAAAUCCCGGUCAUCAAGCCCGGAAAGCGUGAGUUUGCCGACCUGCAACCCAAAUCAGUCGAAGCCGGCUUUCCUGCGACAAUCUUACAAGAGCGCGCCGCGGAGGUCGACGCCCUCAGGGAGACCUACCUCGCCCUGCUGGAACCCUUCACGGAUGGAACCAAACCUUCUUUCGCAACCUACAUGGUCCUCCUGCACCUCGCCGACAUACUCGCGAGCAAGGGCGUCGGGCUCGACACCACCGUCACCCUCGGAGACGCAACCACCACGUUCGCGCUGUCCGCCAGACGCCAAAUCUUCGAGGUCGGCUCCUGCAGGGACUCGGACGUGAUCGGUCUCGGCGCAACCUUGACCAGCCUGCUCCUCAUCUAUGGCAACACUCCGCCCCUUCAGAUCUGGAACCUCGAGCAGGCCAUCAGCGCGGCCCUCAGGUCCUGUCACGAGGACAUCGCCGUCGGGCCCAUCGUUCCCGACAAACCCAUCCCGGGCGGGCCCCUCGUCCCGGACAAGCCGGUGCCGGGUGGGCCCAUCGUAACCCAAUCUCCCGUCCCCGGGGGUCCGAUCAAGCCCAGCGACUAA